This is a messenger RNA of Heterotrigona itama, 615 nucleotides long. Lineage: Eukaryota; Metazoa; Arthropoda; Insecta; Hymenoptera; Apidae. The record is from the annotation of a GenBank genome assembly.
AUGCCUGGCAGUAAAAAUAACUAUGCCAAUAAAGAUCCUACAAAUUUAUUCCUACGUAAUAUAAAUUCGCUGAAUCUUGUGCAAUAAAAUCUGUCCCUCUCUAAUCGAAUAAAUAGAUAUGUAACAAAUAUCAAAAAAGAACUGCAGCAGUUCAGAGCAAACAUGACAAAAAACUCUAUUUCCAUGAUAUGGAUUCCAGCUUAUGUUGCAAUAGAAGUCGCAGACAAGUAAGCAAAGGCAGCAUCAGCACAAACAAUUGCUCAACAUAUAUACUGAUCCCACUGCACAUAAGUUAUAAAGCAAAAAAUUCAAUCUCAAACUAAAGAAAAGUGGAAAACACAAGGCAGAGUAUCAAGUGGUAAGUAUUUUUGAUAGUACUACAAAAGGUUUUACAAAGGAAUAUUCAUACACAUGACAGUAUGGGUUAACAGAGCAAAAGCUGAUUAUUACAGUUCCUCACUGGCCAAGAUUAGAUUAGCUCAGGAUGCCUCAUGUAAUUGUGGUCACACAAUAAUAAAAAUUGGUCAAUUUUUAGUCGGCUACAAACUAGGAAAUUUCGAAAGUCAAGCUAUGAUCAUGCUAAGAUCAUCACAACAUGAAGCCAAGAAUAUAUAG